CCGUGGCGCCGCCGGCUCCCGGCGCCCGCGGGCUCCGGGCGGAGCGUGGCGGCGGCCAGCGGCGCGGACGGGGCGGGCGUGGCGGGCGCCGAGCUCUUCUGCCUGGAGCUGCUGCGGAAACGGGACUAUGAAGGCUACCUGUGUUCGCUGCUGCUCCCGGCGCCUGCCAGGGCCUCGGCCGUCGCGCUGAGGGCCUUCAAUGUGGAGCUGGCUCAGGCUGGUGAAGGAUUCGGUGUCCGAGAAGACCAUUGGGCAGAUGCGCCUGCAGUUCUGGAAGGACGCCGUGGCAGGCAUGUACGGGGGAGGCAGCCCACCGCCGCAGCCCGUGGCCGUGGAGUUGUGGAAGGCCAUCAAAAGACAUAAACUGACGAAAAGGUGGCUUAUGAAAAUCAUCGAGGAAAGAGAAAAAAAUUUGGAUGACAAAGCCUACCGGAAUAUCCAGGAGCUGGAAAGUUACGCGGAAAACACCCAGAGCUCACUUCUUUAUUUAACGCUGGAAAUCCUGGGGGUGAAGGACGUCCACGCUGACCACGCGGCCAGUCACAUCGGGAAGGCCCAGGGCAUCGUCACCUGCCUGCGUGCCACGCCCUACCAUAGCCACCGGAGGCGGCCGCUGCUUCCUAUGGACAUCUGCGCGCUGCACGGGGCUUCCCAGGAGGAUUUUGUGCGGAAGAAGCGGGACCAGAAUGUGAGAGACGUGAUCUUCGAUAUCGCCAGCCAGGCCCACCUGCACCUCUCGCACGCGCGGUCCUUCCACCAGAGCGUUCCUGCACCGGCGUUUCCUGCCUUUCUUCAGACGGUGGCUCUUGAGGACUAUCUAAAGAAAAUCCAGAAAGUGGAUUUCGACAUCUUCCACCCGCUCCUGCAGCAGAGGAACACGCUGCUGCCCUUGUUUCUGUACCUGCAGUCCUGGCGGAAGAGAUACUGACAGGGU
This is a messenger RNA of Sorex fumeus (smoky shrew), 934 nucleotides long. RefSeq names its product NADH:ubiquinone oxidoreductase complex assembly factor 6 (gene NDUFAF6). Lineage: Eukaryota; Metazoa; Chordata; Mammalia; Eulipotyphla; Soricidae. The transcript has 9 exons. Gene Ontology annotation, cellular component: mitochondrion. The coding region runs from base 200 to 928 and encodes 242 amino acids. Gene Ontology annotation, biological process: biosynthetic process; mitochondrial respiratory chain complex I assembly. The record is from RefSeq and is a predicted model, not a curated record.